Molecule: messenger RNA, 1013 nt
Organism: Cynara cardunculus var. scolymus (artichoke)
Lineage: Eukaryota; Viridiplantae; Streptophyta; Magnoliopsida; Asterales; Asteraceae
Product: calcineurin B-like protein 1
Exons: 9
Coding region: 194-883 (229 amino acids)
Biological process (GO): calcium-mediated signaling
Molecular function (GO): kinase binding; calcium ion binding
Source: RefSeq, a predicted model, not a curated record
GAGAAAAGACGAAGCAAAAUUUCACGGGCUUCGACUAGAUCCCGAUCAAUACACAUAUUAUUACGAGUUUCCGCAUUAACCUCCCCUUUCCAAUCACCGGUGGCAGGAAAAUUCGCAUCUCUCCGAUAGGGCGGCUCGUUUCGUCCCCGCCGGUUGAGAUGAUAUCAAUGAUAGAUAGCAGAGAAUCCUUGCAAUGCUUCUAACCCUGCACCGCUGUCUUGUCUCAAUGGGUUGUUUCUGUUCUACCCCGCAGGGGAAAAAGGGUCUCAAGCCAGUCAGGCGUGAAGACCCAAGGACCCUUGCUUCCCAAACAGCUUUCAGUGUCAGUGAAGUUGAAGCACUGUUUGAGCUAUUCAAGAGCAUAAGCAGUUCCGUAAUUGAUGAUGGGUUAAUUAACAAGGAAGAAUUUCUUCUAGCUUUGUUCAAGAAUAGAAAGGAACAGAAUAUGUUUGCAAACAGGAUUUUCUCUCUUUUUGAUGUUAAGCAUAAGGGGGUCAUCGAUUUUGGUGACUUUGUUAGAUCACUCAAUGUGUUCCACCCUAAAGCUUCACUAGAAGACAAAAUCAAUUUUUCGUUCAAGCUCUAUGAUCUGGAUGGAACAGGAUUCAUCGAGCGUGAAGAGGUUAAACAAAUGUUAAUCGCGCUUUUACACGAAUCUGAGCUGAAGCUAGCUGAUGACACCAUUGAGAUAAUACUGGACAAUACAUUUUCAGAGGCGGAUAGAGACCAAGAUGGAAAAAUAGAUAAAUCAGAAUGGCACGCUUAUGUUACCAAAAACCCUUCCUUGUUGAAGAUAAUGACACUUCCAUAUCUGAGGGAUAUUACCGUAACCUUUCCGAGCUUUGUGUUCAAUUCUCAAGCUGAAGAAGAGGUUGCAACAUGAUGAGGAGGAAAUGAGGGAUUUCGGUAAUAGUAAUUUACGAAGAAAUCCUUGGUGCUACGUACGCUUGUCUACUAAUUCUAACUCAAAGAUGUGUUGAAAGAGGAGGUUUGUGGCUCGCUUUUAACCCAAC